Impatiens glandulifera is the source of this 994-nucleotide messenger RNA. Its product is annotated as nitrogen regulatory protein P-II homolog. Gene Ontology annotation, biological process: regulation of nitrogen utilization. Gene Ontology annotation, molecular function: ATP binding; enzyme regulator activity. The transcript has 8 exons. NCBI's taxonomy places the organism in Eukaryota, Viridiplantae, Streptophyta, Magnoliopsida, Ericales, Balsaminaceae. The record is from RefSeq and is a predicted model, not a curated record. Bases 147 to 770 code for a protein of 207 amino acids. Gene Ontology annotation, cellular component: chloroplast thylakoid; cytosol.
AUAGAGAGAGAAAAGCGAAGGCAAGAACAUCGAUCGUCGGUCAUGCGCCACGGACCACGGCGGUGAUGCAAAUUCGCAUUCGGCAAAUUUUCUGUUUCUCUCUCUAAGAUAAGCGUUUGAGAUUUUCCGCCAUUACAGAGGGUUUCAUGGCUUCUUCAAUGCUGCAAAUGCAAGCACAUUCACUAUCUCCCAUUCAUUCACUCCACCACUCGCAAUUCGUACUCAUUUCUUCAGCAGGAACUCUUUUACCUCCUAGACUCAUCGAUUCUGCGUCUCCUCUCCUAACCGCUUCCAUCAAACGAUCUAGAAAUACGGCCGCGGUUCGUCCUAUAAGAGCUCAGAAUGUUCCUGAUUACGUUCCGGAUGCAAACUUCUACAAAGUGGAGGCCGUUUUGAGGCCCUGGCGAAUCCCUCAGGUUUCAUCGGCCCUGCUGAACAUUGGUAUUCGAGGUGUUACUGUUUCUGAUGUACGAGGCUUUGGUGCUCAAGGUGGUUUGACAGAAAGGCAAGCUGGCUCGGAAUUUACUGAAGACAAGUUUUUGCAUAAAGUGAAAAUGGAGGUUGUUGUCAGCAAAGACCAGGUGGAGGCUGUAAUAGAUAAGAUCAUUGAAGUGGCAAGGACAGGAGAAAUCGGAGAUGGCAAAAUUUUCUUGAUACCUGUGGCAGAUGUAAUAAGAGUUCGCACCGGUGAAAGGGGAGAAAUGGCUGAGAGGAUGAAGGGAGGUCGGGCUGACAUGACCUUGUCCACUGGUGUAGAUGCACAAAAUUAGCACGACGGCGAAAGGCAGGAACCAGUAAGCUUGCGGUUUGAUUUGCUUACUUGCUGUAGUAGUGCGCAUGUGAAAUGUAUUUUGUUUAUCGCGGUUCUCUUCUUUCUAUAGUUGAUUAUUCUAAAUAAGUCUGGAAACUAUUAUAAUUAUUGUAUUAUUGACAUUUACAACAUGUUUAUCAUCAUCAUCAUCAUGUUACUUACCUAAUGAGUUUUGUGCCUUUA